This is a messenger RNA of Cordyceps militaris CM01, 1698 nucleotides long. Its product is annotated as fungal specific transcription factor, putative. The record is from RefSeq and is a predicted model, not a curated record. The coding region runs from base 1 to 1698 and encodes 565 amino acids. The transcript is spliced from 8 exons. Gene Ontology annotation, molecular function: DNA-binding transcription factor activity, RNA polymerase II-specific; DNA binding; zinc ion binding. Lineage: Eukaryota; Fungi; Ascomycota; Sordariomycetes; Hypocreales; Cordycipitaceae. Gene Ontology annotation, cellular component: nucleus. Gene Ontology annotation, biological process: DNA-templated transcription; regulation of DNA-templated transcription.
AUGUCCGCUCGGAUUUCUAACGCGCGUUUGAGCUCGCGGUACUCGUGCCUGCAGUGCCGCGAAGCAAAACGGAAAUGCGACCGCGUCACACCAGAGUGCACGCUCUGCGCACACCCAUCACAGGCCAGCACGCAGAGCCGGGACGCCCUUGAGCCGGGCGCGGCACAGAUACAGCAACUACGUCUCGUCACCGAACAUUUUCUGGACCCCGACGUAUUUCGUCAUGCUCAAUUACAGCUUCCUGCCCUUCAGAUUGACUCGCUGCUGACGGACGACAUCACCGCCACCGUAGGCGGCAUCGCCGACAUUCGGACGAUAGCGCAGAAGCACUUCGCCACUGUGCACGUUUGGAUGCCAAUAGUGUCCAAGGUUCUUUUUUACAAGCUGCUGCUCAAGAGGCUGACCUACAACCGAGCUGAAUUGCAUCUGCUACUGCUGGCCAUGAAGCUCAGCGGCGACGUGGUGACCAAGACGCCACAAACGCAACUCUACGAGGUAACCAAGCAAUUUCAACACUCGGCCCAGAAUUCGGGCAUCUUUUCUCUGCUGGUUCUACAAGCCGGUAUCUUCAUCGCUUGCUACGAACUGGGACAUGGCAUUUACCCUGCUGCGUUUAUGUCCAUUUCGUCGUGCGCACGGUAUGCUGCAGCCCUCGGCGUCGACAGUUCUGUCAGUGGGCAUGUCGAAGCCAAAAUAGAGACUCUCGACUUGGAAGAGUGUCGUCGUGCUUGGUGGACUAUUCUUGCCAUGGAUAGAUUCAUGAGCUUGGCCAAUCCGAAACGCCGGCUCGUGACGCCGGACCCCGACACAUCCAACUACCUUCCCAUUGAUGACCAGAACUGGGACAAUGGGACUGCUGGACCAGAGGACGCAUGCACCCUGGGCUCUGCCAAUACCUUGGAAAUGGGACGCUUUGCGCGACUUGCGCAGGCUGCUCAUUUACUGAGCUUGGUGAUUCAAGAUGUAGCAGUCGGUGCGGACGACUCGACACAGCUUCGCCGCACGAUAUUUGCCUUGGUUCACGUGUCUCGCCUCGAAGCCCGCGCGCGCCGACUUGAACUCUGCUCCCAAAUGUCGACUUGCUUUAGUGCCAUUCUUCUUCUGGAUCACCCUACGUCAUUUCACGAUGCGACUUCGGAGCAGCACUCUUCGCACCCGGACGCCACGCUCUCCCCAGAGAGCGCAUCGGUCCUAAAAUCAACGAUAGAAAUGGCCGAGAGAAUUCUUGGAGCACACGAGGCUGUCAAAAAUAUCAUAGCCCCAUUCGUUCUGCACGUCAACUACAAAGCCGCGUCCGUAUACUUACAGCGGGCUGUUGAGGAGCCGAGCGGCGUGGAGGCUGGCUACGUGGCAACUCUCAAAAAGUCUUUAAAAUUAUUCUCUCAACGAUGGCUUGUGGCUGAUGAGGUCCACACAGCUGGACCUUGCGAAAUAAGGGUGCUGAACUCGCCCUUUGAGCCUGCUCAGUCACCCCCUUACGUUGAAGCUAGCCACAGAUUAGCUGAAACUCCAACUCCCAACGAACUUCGAAGAUUGCUCAAAUACAUAAACCGAGACAGAUUGGACGUCUGGACUCGUCUCCCCUUGACCACUCCCGGGGCAAUUCAAAGUGCCCGAGGCGUGGACUUGCCCGGUACGACAACCAAGGAUGUACCUCUUUCCAGCCAGUACAUGUCCAGCUCGCACUCAAGUAUAUGA